GUGGAAGAUAACCCAUAUAUGCAAACGUUUGUUUUAACUUCUACAAUCGGUUAUAGUUAUCCUUAUAUAUUUUGAGGUGCUGUAGAUAUUACACAUUUAUUACGUAUAUGUGUACAUGUAAAAUGAAAUAUCUUUUGCGUGGAAAUAUAUAUGUAAUUAUAGGUACAAUGAUUUUAUUUCUAGCUUGCAUAUGAAUAUAAACAGUAGUUUAAACCGUUUAUGGCAGAAUAAAAUAUUCAUCUAUACAAUAGAUUUACAUCUGAAUCCGAUUAAUAUAUUUUAUUUCUAGCACAUUUUUCUGCAACGUUAACGUAUAACAUACGAUGUGAGAGCUAUUAUUAUAUAUUACAAAUCCAUUAUUCUAAUGGAACAUAGAUGUAAUAUAUUGUAACAUGCAAUAGGGAAAACUGAUAACACGAGCUAUUUAGGAUUAUAAACCUCUGUAGUAGUGAAUACGUGUUCUGGUGGAACGGAGACAUCGUUGAUGCUUCGUAUCAACAGAAUAUUGUAUCUGUCUCUCAUAUAGGUGUACGGCUUCUCGUGUAAUAUAUGUAUGUGUAUGCAGUACAUGUACAUAAUAUGAAACGAUACGACCUCCAAGCGCAAUUGAUUCUGUAUUUAUUCUCCAGUACCCAACUUCAUUUCGAAGUCUUCUUUUUACUAUAACGUAAUGACAUUGCAAAUAUAUUAUUUGUACGUAAUUAAUUGCUUAUAAUUAAUGUCGCGAAUAUUGUGGAAUUUUCAUUAAUAAGUACAGCAGUACUUAUUAUCUUCAUGUACUUCGUGAUUUCUUCAUGAUUAAUAUUUUAUUACAAUUUUGGUAGAUCAUAAUGUUAAAUCAAUAUGCAAUAAUAUUACUAUAUUAAUUUUCCUGAAAUGUAUGGGUCAGCGACGAUGUGAUAUUAUAUUCUUGAUUUUAUUAUAUCGGUUCGUAACUCGAAAGGCAAUACAUCGAUAAAAACGUACUACAGGAUUGUCGUGUUAUAGAUAAUGAAACUUUGAAACGAGACAUAUUAAAAGUUCAACCCGAGUAACUGUACCAUACGUUGAAUACAAUACAUUCUUUAGACGAGAAAAAGACAACAGUAAAGAAAGUGCAACGGAAACAGAACUAAAGAACAAAGAACGAAGAUGAAGUACGCUGUAUGCAAAGCAGUGGUCCUCAAAUAUUUUUAUAUUUUCUACUUCUCUUGAUUUUAAGAAACGCUCAUAUUGAUAUAUCAUGUAUAGUGAUACACAAUAUUUAAAAAAAUUUAUUUACACUAAAAAUACAUAAAUAUCUAUAGUAUGUAUCUUUAUUUAAAAUUAUGAACAAGUGUUCUGAUUUCUUUAACUUUUACCUUCGAGAGCCGCUGUUACAAAGGAUUAGAGGGAGAGAGAGGAAUCGAAUACAUGAGAGAAACAAACGAAAGAAAAUACAGGAGAAGAGAAAGAUGGAAAACAGUAACGGAACAGGAAGAGGGAAAAACUGUGACAGAGGUGGCGGAUGGGUAGGAUGUUGCACACGCAAGUAUGAACGAGAUGAUCUUCGCUUAUAACGGGAUCUUAUAUUCCGAUAGGUCUGAGUGGUGUUAGAAAAAUCAUAACAUUAUUGUGGAACGUAUUGCACCUACCAUUGGUCUCGUACAAGUUAAGGCAAAGAAAAAGAGGAGAAAGAGAAGAAAUGAAAAUAUUACAUGUUAGGACAGAUAAGGACACCAUGAUCUUCCGCUGGCUUCUCGACGAGCUAAAUGUAAAUUUGGGGAUCAAGUGGAGAACAACGAGGUGAGAGAUCGAAGUAGAGAACGUGAUCGUAACAGGAGAGCGGAACGACAAAAUCGCAUAAAUUCUACAAGCCGUGAUCGUAGAGAGCGAAACUAUCGUGGUCGAAAAGCUUCAGAUUGACGAAUCUACGUAUCAAACAUUUCUUAUGAUUUUCGUUGACAAGAUACUGAGGAUUUAUUCAGAACAGAAGUUGGAAAAGUUGCUCAUGUUGAACUUUUUACUGGUGAAAAUGACAAAGCAAGAGCUCGUGGUAUUGUAGAAUUUGAAGAUUCAGACUCGGUAAAAAUUACUGUAGAAAAAAUGCAUCGGUCUGAUAUUAAAAAGGACUUUGAUGAUGAACGGGACAAAUAUGACCGAUUAGCAACAGCUUGUAACAAUGAAAGAGAUCGUGAUAAUAGAUUUAUAGAUCCGCCAAAGUCGCAAGGUGAUAGGCGUCAAAAUAUGAAUGCUCCUGCUGAUGCAUGGGAUGAUAACGGCGACAGUGGUGAUGGUGGUGGAGAUAGAAAAUUGGGGAAUACCUAUGGUCUAGAUACUCGGUUUUUAAAAUCUUUAGGUAUUAAUGAACCUUUAGUUACUAGAGUAUUUGUGACAAAUCUUGACUACGCAGUGGAUGAACAUAAAUUAAUAGAAGUAUUUAAAUUAGCUGGUAAAGUACUAUAUGUUGAAUUAGCAAGAGAUAAACGUGGAAAAUCUCGAGGAUUUGGAAUGGUAGAAUACGACCAUCCAGUAGAAUCUGUACAAGCUAUAUCGAUGCUUCAUAAUCAGAAACUUUAUGAUAGACGUAUGUUUGUGAGACUUGACAAAGUAAAUGAACCAGACGUGCCACAAAAAUUACCAGAAGAGUUACAGGGAAUUGGAAGGGGUCUUGGGACUGGUGGUAGUAGAUUAAUCGAUGUAGCUAGAAACAAUGUUAAUGUACAAGCAAAUAAUCCAUCUAUUGCGAAUCCUGUUUUUGUUCCUGCGUUGGUUGCUGGUGCUUCUGGAGCUGGUUUAAACAAUGUUGUGCCAGCAAAGUUAGCCAAUGGACAAGGCAACAAUGCAUCUGCGUGGCGAGACUUAUCCAAAACGGACGAUGAUGUAGACUUUGAUGAAAACAAUGCUCUUGAUGGUUCUAACUUCGCUGGUGACAGAGAUUUUGAGAGUAGAUUUAACGGAGGGGACAACGAUCGUGUUCCUGGUGGUGGUCUUGCCGGAAAUGAAGGUGAAGAAGAAGGUGGGAACAAACAGAAUACAUAUGGUCUUCGGCCGACAUCAGACAGUAUUCUUAUAAAAAAUCUCCCAUCAAAUGCAACAUGGCAAAUGUUGAAAAACGAAUUUCAAAACGUUGGAGAGGUGAAAUUUGUUGCAAUACAGAGAACUGGCACAGGCAUAGUACAAUUCGUAUCUGAAUGGGAUGCUGUACGCGUUAUGUGUAUCAUGAAUCGGUCAUGUAUUGAUGGUAGGACGAUUGAUGUUUGUCUUUACUAACGUACUUUAACCGUUCGAUAUGUUUCAACUGGUUCAUAAAUCCCGAUAAACUACUUUCCAGAUCGACAAUUCUUAUUAUAUAAAUUAUACUAUAAUCAGAUUGCGAAUGUUUAUAGAGACACAUAUCUUUAUUUAUUUUUAUAUUUAUUUCAUAUAUUCAUUACAUCUCUAUGAAUCAUAUCUCUAUGUAUCAUAUUUUAGAAAAUAAACGAAUUCUUAUAUUCUCCUCUUUUCCUUAUAUUUUCGUACAUUAAAAGCUUUCGUAUGCGCGUAAACCUUCGCAGUUUAUCAGACACAAUAACCACAAAGCAAUAUCUUGUACAUUAUCGUUGAAAAGAGUCGACCGGAUCAUCCAGCUUCGAUUGACAUUCGUAAAACCGCAAACGGUUAUAGAGCAACUGGGGCUCUCAAACUGCCUUUAAUCGGACACAUACACUGUUCCACCGUUUCUAUUAGCAAUAAAUUCAAUCAGAUCUUCCCCUUCGCGUGGUUGUAAAGUCUUGUUACUUCGAGGGGGAACGGAAGCCGACAUACACUUAUCCAGAGCGGAUCGACGAAUGCAAAUUCGCGUAGUAUCACUUAAUUGUUCUGUCGAUCGGAAGGAGCAACGUUCAGCUGGUUAGAAAAGAGGGAAAAGGUCGAUGGACACGAAUUGCCAUUUACGUUCAUCUUGCGUGCCACCUUUUCGUCUUUUAGGAUUUAAAAUUCACAAAUUCGUUGUGACGAAGUUUCACUUUUACAUCGCUAAAUUCUUUCCUAGAAAUGUUUCUGCAACGUGGAAAUCCGCAUUGCUACUGCGAGGACUGAUGUUUGCAUCGUACACAAGUGUCAUUUUGAAAUGACAGUUUGUGCUUCUUCUGACGUAAAUGCAUUUCAUUAAUUUUGAGUGUUUUAUAUCGCAGUCAGCAUCCUCUAUUUAUAUAAAUAGCGAGAAAUGAAAAACACUCGGACUUUAUCCUGUUUCAGGAGGAAAAAGAAUCGUUCGAAUUGCCGGACCAGAUUCGAACUUUGAUCUGUCCUUUACCGAGCAACUGCUGUUAUCAAUCGAGCUAUGUAGGUCAUCGACGUAUUCUUUCUUUUUAAGUCCGAUGCUCGAAAUGGAUGCUGUCUGCACUCUACCAGAACUCCUAAGUUCCCUUUUAUGUAAUAUAGUUCUUUCCCAGCGGAUCGUCGUAUUUGAGUAGUUGUAAAACGCCGCGGUUAUACUUUCGAAUGAAGAUGCGAAGAAUUUACAGGCAUUACCAUAAAAUUUCGAAGAAUUCCUCGAACGUUAUGCGAUUCGUACAUAGAAUAUAAUUAUUCUGUGGUAAUUUUCUAAUUUCAAUUUUCUGUUCUCACGUUUCUAUUUAACGAGUGUUAAAAAAAUGAAGGUAAUUUACAAUCUUAUCAUUAAAAUAGAUAGAAGAUUUUAUUGAAUAAUUAUUCGCAAGAUUUUAAUAUUAGCAAUACCAAAUAUAGAAUACAAAGUCAUAGAAGUUUGGUUCCGUUCACACAUUCACUGCUAUCGAGCAGCAACAUACGUUGCAUUGAUUGCUUGACUUAUCUUUUUUUAUAUUCAAGUAAUAUGAUGAUACAUUCGUCGCGGCAGUUUUUAUGCAAACAAAGUAUAUCGCUCUAUUGAAACAAAGAUUAAUCGUUAAAAUAGAAAUGUUUACGAUGAAAACAGAAUGUAACCCGAGAGUUAGAUAAAUUUGUAGUUGUAUUUUAGUACUAUUUAUUGGGUUAGUGAAUAAGUUAUCAUUGUUAUUUUCAUAUUCUGUAUAACAGUGUAAAUUUAAUAAAUAUACGUCCCUGACAAAAUA
Molecule: messenger RNA, 5033 nt
Organism: Bombus terrestris (buff-tailed bumblebee)
Lineage: Eukaryota; Metazoa; Arthropoda; Insecta; Hymenoptera; Apidae
Product: myelin expression factor 2
Exons: 9
Coding region: 2065-3231 (388 amino acids)
Biological process (GO): regulation of mRNA stability involved in response to oxidative stress
Cellular component (GO): cytoplasm; post-mRNA release spliceosomal complex; nucleus
Molecular function (GO): mRNA binding
Source: RefSeq, a predicted model, not a curated record